AUGGGAAAGGCUACCAGUGCCCUCACGGCCUUCAUCCGAAAUAUACCGGAUGGUAAAUAUCCAGAUAUACCAGUGGCGAGCAUACAUUGCAUAGGGAUACCAAUUUCCGAUUGGACAAUCAAGGGGUAUGGCCAUGGAAUGGAACUCUUCCUCUCCUUUCCUAGUGAAGCCCCGUUUGAUGUGUUUAUCUUCCCCUUCUCUGAGCCUAGACCAGCUAAUUUUCUCACUACGGGUGAUCCUCAAUACUACAACCUGCAAGUUCAAAUCAACAACCAGACUACCAUUUCUACAUUGAAGCGAGUGAAAGGGGAGACCGUCACACACACCCUAGUCCCUGCCGAUGGGUCAUGGACCCCCGAGCAAAUCCGGCAGGCGCUUCUGGCCAAUACAUUGAUUUCAAUGACGGGAAUCCUAGGCCAAAUGUACACGGCUUUCCCAGAAGAGGGCGGAUAUCGAAGGGAUACAUGGAACUUACUUUUGGAGUGUUUCCAGUAG
Molecule: messenger RNA, 495 nt
Organism: Aspergillus oryzae RIB40
Lineage: Eukaryota; Fungi; Ascomycota; Eurotiomycetes; Eurotiales; Aspergillaceae
Exons: 2
Coding region: 1-495 (164 amino acids)
Source: RefSeq, a predicted model, not a curated record